AUGGUUGCAGUCAGCGUUCUAAUAAUUCUAUUGGCAGCACACAAUAUCCAGUCUAACGAAGACGGUUACCUACGAUACGUCAAAGAUGGCUGUUUCAAAAAAGGGGAAGCACUAUCGUGUGUUAAAUAUAAAGCUUUGAAAAUAGCAACAAAAACCCUAUUCGGUGAAAAUAUGCAGAAUGAAACUAUCAAAGCUAAUCAUAUGAUAAGCUUCGUUCCCCUUGACGCAGGUGUUAUAGAAAAAUUUAAAAGUGAUAAAAAUGAAUCUCGUGUAGUUGAGCCUAGAGGGUUUAUGUCGGAGUGGUCUGAGUUGGCAAAGUAUUUUGUGAAGAUAAUGAAGGAUUUCUUUAGAGUGAAGGGACUGAGAGUGGAUCUGCCCGAUGGAGCGAGGACGGUUGAAGAAGAGGAAGUUAAUGAUGGUCGUGGCAGAAGAAAGAAGUUGGCUGUAGUGGUGCCCCUGCUAACACUGUUGGCUGCUAUCAAGACGAAAUUAUUGUUAAUACCGGUUCUACUAUCCGUGUUAUUGAUAAAGAAACUCUUGCUGAUCGCCGCCCUGCUCCUGCCGAGUCUAUUAAACACAUUGAAGGCUUGUAAGCACCACCCAAUGUCACACUACUCUUACUUCGGCAGCAGUGACAAUUCCGACUUCAGCUCGGACUACGGCAGCAGUUACUCUUACGGCGCGAACGCAGCUUACGGCGCUUCGAACAGAGCGUACACUAUGCCGAAACAUAGACAAACUCCUGCGCCGGUUUAUAUUACCGCGCCUGGUGCGGCCGCGUAA
Messenger RNA from Amyelois transitella, 783 nucleotides. RefSeq lists its product as uncharacterized. The coding region runs from base 1 to 783 and encodes 260 amino acids. The record is from RefSeq and is a predicted model, not a curated record. The transcript has 3 exons. NCBI's taxonomy places the organism in Eukaryota, Metazoa, Arthropoda, Insecta, Lepidoptera, Pyralidae.